This is a messenger RNA of Motacilla alba alba, 2968 nucleotides long. RefSeq names its product prolyl 3-hydroxylase 2 (gene P3H2). Gene Ontology annotation, cellular component: endoplasmic reticulum. Bases 1 to 2097 code for a protein of 698 amino acids. NCBI's taxonomy places the organism in Eukaryota, Metazoa, Chordata, Aves, Passeriformes, Motacillidae. Gene Ontology annotation, biological process: collagen metabolic process. The record is from RefSeq and is a predicted model, not a curated record. The transcript is spliced from 15 exons. Gene Ontology annotation, molecular function: L-ascorbic acid binding; iron ion binding; procollagen-proline 3-dioxygenase activity.
AUGGCACCGGGGAGCCGGCGCGGGGGGGCCCGGCUGCUGCCGCUGCUGCUGCCGCUGCUGCUGCUGCCGGCGGCGGGCGCCGGGUGCGCGGCGGAGGGCGGCCCGCUGGAGCCCUUCGAUGCGCUCUACGCCAGCGGGGUGGAGGCGUACUACGGCGGGGACUUCGCGGGCGCGGCGCGGUGCCUGGAGCGGGCGCUGCGCAGCCGGCGGGAGCUGCGGGCGGCGCGGCUGCGGUGCCGGCGGCUGUGCCGAGCGCAGGUGCGGCUGGCGGAGCCGGGCCCGGGCGCCGGCGGGGACCUGCCGUUCUUCGGCUCGGUGCUGCGGCGCGCAGAGUGCGUGCGGCGCUGCGAGGAGCCGCGCCUGGGGGCCGUGUCCCGGCACCGCGCCGCCGAGGAGGUGCGCGCCGACUUCCAGCGCAGGGUGCCCUACAGCUACCUGCAGCGCGCCUACAUCCAGCUGAACAAGCUGGAGGAGGCAGCAAAUGCAGCUCACACCUUCUUCAUGGCAAACCCUGAGCACAUGGAGAUACAGCAGGACCUGGAGAACUACAAGACCACAUCAGGGAAGGUCACCUUGAUUGAUCAGGAGGCCAGGCAGCACAUGGAGGACUACAGUGCUGGGGUGAGGCACUAUGACAGGGAGGAGUACGAGCUGGCCAUUGAGUUCCUGGAGCGUGCCCUGAAGGGAUACUACUCCGAGGAUGAGGAUUGCCAGCUCAUGUGCGAGGGACCGCAGAGAUUUGAGGAGCACGAGCACCUGGAUUACAAGGCUGGUCUCUACGAAGCCAUCGCAGAUCACUACAUGCAGGUCCUGGCCUGCAAACACGACUGUGUCCGGGAGCUGGCCACGCGCUCGGGCCGCAUCUCGCCCAUCGAGAACUUCCUUCCCCUCCACUACGACUACCUGCAGUUUGCCUAUUACAGAGUUGGUGACUAUGUAAAAGCCCUGGAGUGUGCCAAGUCCUACCUGCUCUUCCACCCGGACGAUGAAGAUGUCCUGGAGAAUGCAGGCUAUUACGAGGGUCUCUUGGAAGGUGCAGUGGAUCCAGCCACCAUCAAACCCAGAAAGGAAGCCAAAACGCUGCUGCGGCGCCACAAGCUGGAGUCUCACCUCUUGCAGGUGGCUGCGGCCGGCCUGGGAUACGCCUACACGGAGCCGAACUACUGGAACAGGUACGGCGCCCGCCAGGACGAGCACAGUGUCCCAUCAAGCAUCAGCAGUGAACCCGAGGAUGGGCCCCGGCUGUCCCUGACAAAGAAACCCAUGCCAAAGCCAGAUCGAGAGCUGAAGGAGGGGGGCCCUCUUCUCUACAGUGACGUGAAGUUCGUCUACAACUCUCAGCAGCUGAAUGGCACCCAGCGAGUGCUGCUGGAUAAUGUCAUCUCGGAGGAGCAGUGCCGGGAGCUGCACAGGGUGGCCAGUGGGAUCAUGUUGGCCGGAGAUGGUUACAGGGGCAAAACCUCCCCCCACACCCCGAAUGAGAGAUUUGAAGGAGCCACUGUCCUCAAAGCCCUCAAGUAUGGCUACGAGGGCCGCGUCCCGCUGAAGAGUGCCCGUUUGUUCUACGACAUCAGUGAGAAGGCUCGCAGGAUUGUCCAGUCCUACUUCCAGCUCAACUCCACGCUCUACUUCUCCUACACACACCUGGUGUGCCGCACCGCCCUCUCCGGCCAGCAGGAGCGCAGGAAUGAUCUGAGCCAUCCCAUCCAUGCUGACAACUGCCUCUUGGACCCCGAAGCCAACGAGUGCUGGAAGGAGCCUCCUGCCUACACCUUUCGGGAUUACAGUGCCCUCCUGUACAUGAAUGCAGAUUUUGAAGGCGGCGAGUUCAUUUUCACCGAGAUGGACGCCAAAACUGUGACAGCCUCCAUCAAGCCCAAGUGUGGGAGGAUGAUCAGCUUCUCGUCGGGCGGCGAGAACCCCCACGGGGUGAAGGCGGUCACCAAAGGCCAGCGCUGCGCUGUGGCUCUCUGGUUCACCUUGGACCCUCUGUACAGAGAGCUGGAACGAAUCCAGGCAGACGAAGUGAUUGCAAUGUUGGACCAGGAGCAUCUAGGACCCAGUGAAAUGAACAUCAACCCAAAGGAUGAGCUAUGAACUAGGCCAAAGACUUUUUCUAUUAAAUAUUUAUUUAAUAUUGUUAAUCUUAUUAGAACCCUUCUAUUUUUGUACAGAGAUGCUGUAUAAAUUAACAGGUAAUAUGAUUGUGGAGUUUCAGGAAUGCCUCUUCUGUGUUUAGCACAGCUUUUGCUGGAACCUUCAUCCCUGUGCCAGCAUCUCCUAGUGGGGCUGACUCUGCUUCCAGCAUUCCCUGUUUUUCUCUAGCACUUCUCAGGACUCAUGCAGGCCCACUCUACCCCUUGAAGAACCCAUUUUUUUUCUUUCUCAGCCAAAAGUAGUGCUUCUCUUUAGCAUCUGCUGGAGAAAAUUCUGAGGUGUCCUAAUGCACCAAUCUUCCUGAUCCUGCUUCCUGCUGGGGGAAACUGGAGCACAAAAACUGGAGUUAUGACUGUCUCUCACCAUUGGAAAUAUGCCUUUUAGGGGAAAAAACAAAGGAAAACCCAAGUCCUAGCAAAAGAAGUGUCUCUUCUGUAAAUGCUUAACUCCGUCCCCCUUUUCAAAUCGGCCAGAGGAAAAGGUGGGGAGAAGGAGGGGAGGGCAGCUGUUCACUUUGGAGAGCUGACCCCCAUUUUGUUGUCCCUCCACGUGCACCAUGCUGCUGCAUCCAAGGCUUGAUCUGAAUGCUGCACCUUCCAUGUGGGCCUGUGCUGCCAUCCCCCAACCACCAGUGCCCAAGUGCAUCCUGCAAAGCUGCCCCUCGGUGCAGCCCCAGCCCUCCCAGGGAUGCCACCAGCUGCUUCUGCUGCAAGGAGGUGCAGGGGCUGGCACAGGUCAUGGUUUGUUUGUUCCUGUGGUGGUUAGCCAGAGCUGUGUCUCAAUCCAGGGAAAAUAAACUAAACACAUCUGG